AUGUUGUUUUCAGAAGAAGAUGCGGGAGAAUUGAAGAAAUGGAUUAUAAAGAGACUUGAGAAUACGUCAGAUGCAGAUGCAGAUGUUCUUGCCGAUUAUGUUCUUGCUUUAUUGCGACACGAUGGAGAUGUCAAUACAGUUCGACAACUUUGCAUGGCUGAAAUUCCCGAUUUCUUGAAAGAGGAUACAUCAAUUUUCGUACGAGAUGUCUUCGAUGCCCUCCAAUAUAAGACUUAUUUGAGUGUUGGACCUCCUCGUCGCGAUUCGCAACAAUUCGCGCCACCUACCGGACCAUCAGCUCCAGCUUUCAAUAACCCAAAUAUGGGACCUUCGAUGGGCCAUCAAAACGGUUCUCGAAAGCGCGCAUUUGACGGACGAGGCGAUGGAGAUCCUCAAAUGUACAUGGGAGGCGGUGAUCAGAAUUCGCGCGCAUUUAAACAGCCUCGAAGGGGUAGCGCGGCAGGACGUGGAUCUUUCGACAAUUUCAAUAGUGGCAGAGGAGGAUUUCAAGGCCGUCCACAACAUAUGCAAAUGCCUAAUAUGCCUAACAUUCCAGGUUCUCCAACAGGCUUACCUCCUCUCGAUCCAAACAAUCCAAUGGCAGCUCUUCUUGCCAUGCAGCAAGCUAUGGGUGCGAUGGGUAUGCCUCUUCCACAAGGUAUGCCAGGAUUUCCUCCUAACGGAGCUAAUCAAAAUAGAGGGCAUCAAGGACCAACGGGCCAGAGGAAACAAAGAUGUCGGGAUUACGACCAAAAGGGAUUUUGCGCGCGAGGAAAUACUUGUAUGUUCGAGCAUGGUCAAGAUUCGAUAUAUGUUCCUGGAGGUGCUGGCAAACCUACAGACGAGUACGAUCCAAGCAAUGCAUCACUUUUGACCGGAAAUCAGAACCAGAAUGACAACAGUCAACGACCGGUACCAUACAACGGCUUUGAAAACAACCGUGGUGGUAUGGGACGUGGCAGAGGGCAGUCUAUGGGCAGAGGUGGAUCGCAAAUGCAUUCUAACAGGGGUGCGAGACGAUCAGAGUUCUCAUCCGAUCGAGCAAACUAUAACAAGAACAAUACUACAAUCGUGGUAGAGCAAAUUCCAGAAGACAAGUUCUCAGAGGAAACCGUUCGAGAAUUUUUCACUCAAUUCGGUAACAUAAAGAAGGUAGACAUGAAACCAUAUAAACGUUUGGCUCUGAUCACAUUUGAUGACUGGAACGGGGCGAAUGCAGCAUACAGCUCACCUAAGGUUAUUUUUGACAAUAGAUUUGUAAAGGUCUAUUGGUUCACAAAUAAUGAAGCGCUUCCAAAACCCCCUGCUAAUGGAUCAUUUGAUGGCACAAUUCAUAAUGGUACAUCUGGCCCAGUUCCUGCAAGAGAGUCGGAUGAACCUCAAAUUGACCUCGAAGAGUUCGCAAAGAAGCAGCAAGAAGUACAGAAAGCUCACGAGGAAAAAAUGAAGAAGAAACAGGAAAUGGAAGCCACGCGUAAGGAGCUAGAAAGACGUCAAGAAGAGCUUUUGAAAAAUCAAGCCGAGGAAAAGAGAAAGCUGAUGGAAAGACUUGCGGCCAAGUCUGGUAAAUCUGUAUCUCCAGGUGUCAAUGCAGAAGGCGGUUCUCCUGCACCCGCACCUUCAUCUCAAACAGAAGCUUUGAAGAAACAACUUGCAGCUUUAGAGGCGGAAGCUCAAUCCUUAGGUUUACCAAGUCUGGAUAGCCCUCUUUCUGAUGAUACAUGGGGUGGGCGAGGUCGCGGACGUGGUGGCUAUAGAGGAAGAGGCACUUUUGCUCCACGUGGUUUUCGAGGUGGUUUCAGAGGGCGUGGCGGUGCUACUUUUGGUGGUGGUGCUCCAGCUCGCUACAAUCUUGACAAUCGAACGAAGAAGAUUGCCGUUAGUGGUGCCGACUUUACAAAUCCUCAGACGGACGAGAGCCUAAGAGAGCAUCUUUUGGGUAUUGGUGAAUAUACCGAACUCACAAAUACGCCAAAUGGUUGUCAGAUUACUUUCAAAGAUCGUCACACGGCUGAGAAAUUCAUGUAUGGUCUUCAGAACGGCGAGAUUCCAUCGGUAGGGAAGGUUGAAUUAUCAUGGAUUCAAACUCCUCUGCCGCCGGUCACAUUGCCGAAUACCCAGAACUCAAUCGGAGGUGGUAAUACAGAGUCAGAUUCCAAGAUGGAAGGUGGAAUGGAAGGUGAUGCCAUGGCACAAGAGUCUAAUUCAAUGGGUAUGAGUGGACAUGGUGGGGAGAGAGACAUGCAAGAAAACAUCGAUUAUGAUGUUGCUGGUGAUGAUGAUUGGCAAUAG
This is a messenger RNA of Botrytis porri, 2292 nucleotides long. RefSeq lists its product as uncharacterized. The record is from RefSeq and is a predicted model, not a curated record. Gene Ontology annotation, molecular function: RNA binding; metal ion binding. The coding region runs from base 1 to 2292 and encodes 763 amino acids. The transcript has 3 exons. Gene Ontology annotation, cellular component: nucleus. NCBI's taxonomy places the organism in Eukaryota, Fungi, Ascomycota, Leotiomycetes, Helotiales, Sclerotiniaceae. Gene Ontology annotation, biological process: mRNA processing.